CCAACGAACGUGUUUCCGUUUUGUUUUUCUAAAUAUGGCAGCGUCCUCCGCUUGCGAUUUGGUUGUUAAAUAUGAGGUUUUGAGGGCCCAGAAUCUGUUGGAAGAGAAAGCGAGGCGACAGUGGCCUCAAAAAUGGGCGGUUUGCCUCAAUUUCGAUAAGGUCCUAUCAGAAACGAUUCGGGAACACGGUUUAACCAGGGAAGAAUACGACAGGAGAACUCGCUUUAAAAAACCAAAAGGCAACUUAGAACCGGACAUUUGGCCAAUAAAACCGAGCAACCGUAUACCAAGAACAUCUUCAGGAGUGAUAGGCUGUAGGGCCUACAAAGAAUAUUCCCUAGAAAAGUUCGGACCGUUAUACCUCAGCCCCAAGCUGACCCUACCUUACGACCCACCGUACCAUUCAAUCUAUUUAGCAACAACUAGAGUAUAGAGUUUUAUACAACUAGAGUUCGUACUAGAGUUUU
This is a messenger RNA of Anthonomus grandis grandis, 467 nucleotides long. RefSeq lists its product as uncharacterized. Lineage: Eukaryota; Metazoa; Arthropoda; Insecta; Coleoptera; Curculionidae. The transcript is spliced from 4 exons. Bases 35 to 433 code for a protein of 132 amino acids. The record is from RefSeq and is a predicted model, not a curated record.